AGAGCAGCGGCAGACAUGAUGAGCACCAAGGCCUUCACCUUGGUCUCUGCCGUGGGCUGGGAGCUGCUAGCAGGCGACAAGGAGCGUGUGCACGUAGAAUGCGUGGAGUGCUGCGGGAAGAACCUCUACGUGGGCACCAGGGACUGCGUCGUUCACCACUUCCUGCUGGAGGAGCGGGCGCUGCCCACCGGGACGGCCACCUUCUCUGCCGCCAAGCAGCUGCACCGACACCUGGGCUUCCGGAAGCCAGUGAAUGAGCUGCGAGCGGCCUCGGCCCUCAACAGGCUGCUGGUGCUCUGUGACAACUCCAUCACCCUGGUCAACAUGAUGAGCCUGGAGCCCGUCCCCUCGGGGGCGCGCAUCAAAGGGGCCGCGGCGCUGGCCUUGAACGAGAACCCUGUGAACGGAGACCCGUUCUGCGUGGAAGUCUGCAUCAUCUCGGUCAAGCGCAGGACCAUCCAGCUGUUCCUGGUAUACGAGGACCGGGUUCAGAUCGUCAGGGAGGUGUCAACGCCGGAGCAGCCCCUGGCCGUGGCCGUGGACGGCGACUUCCUGUGCUUGGCUCUGACCACACAGUACAUCAUCCUGAACUACAACACGGGCUUCUCCCAGGACCUGUUUCCUUACUGCAGCGAGGAGAAGCGCCCCAUUGUCAAGAGGAUCGGGAGACAGGAGUUCCUCCUGGCAGGUCCCGGAGGACUGGGCAUGUUUGCCACAGUUGCUGGUAUAUCUCAGCGAGCCCCCGUGCACUGGUCGGAGAAUGUGAUCGGGGCGGCCAUUUGCUUCCCAUAUGUCAUAGCGCUCGAUGAUGAAUUCAUCACGGUGCACAGCAUGUUGGACCAGCAGCAAAAGCAGACCCUGCCCUUUAAGGAAGGCCACAUUCUACAGGAUUUUGAAGGAAGAGUGAUUGUCGCCACAAGUAAAGGAGUUUACAUCUUGGUUCCCUUACCCCUGGAAAAGCAAAUACAGGAUCUUCUAGCAAGCCAUAGAGUGGAAGAGGCUUUGGUGUUAGCAAAAGGAGCCCGGAGGAACAUUCCAAAAGAAAAAUUUCAGGUAAUGUACAGAAGGAUUCUGCAGCAGGCCGGGUUUAUACAGUUUGCACAACUUCAGUUCCUGGAAGCUAAAGAGCUCUUCAGAAGCGGCCAGCUUGACGUCCGGGAGCUGAUCUCUCUCUACCCCUUCCUGUUGCCCACCUCCUCCUCAUUCACACGAUCCCAUCCUCCUCUCCACGAGUACGCGGACCUGAACCAGCUGACCCAGGGGGACCAAGACAAGAUGGCCAAGUGUAAGCGCUUCCUCAUGAGCUACCUGAACGAAGUCCGCAGCACAGAGGUCGCCAAUGGCUACAAAGAGGACAUCGACACGGCCUUGCUCAAGCUAUACGCGGAGGCCGACCACGACAGUCUGCUGGACCUCCUGGUCACCGAGAACUCCUGUCUUCUGACAGACAGCGCUGCUUGGCUGGAGAAGCACAACAAGUAUUUUGCACUUGGACUGCUCUAUCAUUAUAAUAACCAAGAUGCUGCUGCCGUUCAGCUCUGGGUGAACAUCGUGAAUGGGGACAUUCACGACUCCACUCGCUCAGACCUAUACGAAUAUGUCGUCGACUUCCUUACCUACAGCUUAGACCAGGACCUUGUGUGGAAGUAUGCUGAUUGGGUCCUGCAGAAAAGUGAAGAGGUUGGAGUUCAAGUUUUCACCAAGAGACCUUUGGAUGAACAGCAGAACAGUUUCAACCCAGACAGUGUAAUCACUUGCCUUAAGAAAUACCCUAAAGCCCUUGUCAAGUACCUGGAACAUCUAGUCAUAGACAGGAGCUUGCAGAAGGAAGAGUACCACACGCAGCUGGCCCUCCUCUACCUGGACGAGGUGCUGAGGCAGAAGUCCGGCACCAGCAGCAAGGCUGCGGAAGCCUCGGAGAUACAGCUAAAGCUCCAGCACCUGCUCCAGAAGUCCGAUUUGUACCGCGUCCACCUGCUGAUAGAUAGAAUCCGGGGCGCCGGGCUCCCCAUGGAGAGCGCCAUCCUGCACGGGAAGCUGGAGGAGCACGAGGAGGCCCUGCGCAUCCUGGUGCACGAGCUGCGGGACUUCGCGGCAGCCGAGGACUACUGCCUGUGGCGCUCGGAGGGCAGGGACCCGCCGUACCGGCAGCGGCUCUUCCACACGCUGCUGGCCAUGUACCUCCAGCCCGGCCCCACCGCGCCCGAGCUGGCCAUGGCCGCCACGGACCUCCUGAACCACCACGCGGCCGACUUCGACGCCGCCCGCGUCCUGCCGCUGCUGCCGGGCACCUGGUCGGUGCAGCUGCUGCACCCGUUCCUGGCCGGGGCCGUCAGGAACAGCGUGCACACCCGCAGGACCGCUCAGGUGGCUCUGGGCCUGGCCAGGUCCGAAAACCUGAUCUACAAGUACGACAAGAUGAAGUUGAAAGGAAGCUCAGUUCAGCUCUCGGACAAAAAGCUCUGCCAGAUGUGCCAAAAUCCCUUUUGUGAGCCUGUGUUUGUUAGAUAUCCAAAUGGUGGGCUCGUCCACACCCAUUGUGCCGCCAGCAGACACACGAACCCCAGCCCCCCCGGCCCCGGCGCGCGGACUUGAAGAGGCCCAGCCGAGGGCGCAACGGGGACCCUGAGUUCUUUACCAAGCCUGCUGGGUGCAGAGGGCAGAAAGCCGCUGCACUGGUGUCGGCCAGGGGGUGACAUCUGGGCGCUGGGGAGACCUCAGUCAAUGUGAAACUGCUGACCACCCCACCCUGAAUGUACGCUGAAAAUCCCGGAGACAGACACACGUCAGGGUUCGCCCGUCCCGGGGCACAGUAAUCCCAAACAAAUGUCUACUUUCAGAGGAAAAUGAGCCUUCCGCGUGCCGUCCAGACAAGCUGGACCCCCCACCCCGGCGCCCCGGUCUUCAGACGCGCAUUUGCACUGGAAACAUUUGCUUCAGCGCGGCAGAGUCGGAACUCUCGCUGGGCAGGGUGAGGGGCACGGCCUUGGGGGGCCGGGGGCUGCUUCCGGGAUUACCUCGUGGGCUCUGCCUUUGCCCUUAGAAACGGCUGACCUUGGGGGGGGUCUUUCUGUUCUUGCCUACUUCCCACCUGGCUCGCAACCCCUCACAGCUUCUGCCCUGUGUCCCCGAGCGCCCCCUCUUGGGGAAGUCGAGGACCCACUGGAAAGUGCUAAAGCCCCAGGUGAGAAGCUGCUGGCCCCGCGUGCAAGACGGCAGACAGCAGGCCUGUGGCACGUGAGGGCCCCCGUGUCGCCGGUCGGGCCUGGCCCAGCCCGCCCCGCCACCUGCUGAUUUGAAACUCCACGAUUGACACGACUGACUAGAAAUUAUUAUUUGAAGUUCUGUCAUCUCUGCCGUUUCCUCUGCUUUAGAAUUUCAUCUGUCAUAUCCAUUAGGGACAUUUUUUUUUUCCUGUUAAAAUGUACCUCCUGCUGACCCCUCGGGAAAUGAAAAGGGAGACGUUAUGAGCACAAGCCACGCGGAAGUUCACGAGAGGCCGGUUUAGCCUCGCCCCAGUCACACGUCAGGGUUCUGGCAGCGGGUGACAGCUGCCCUGGCCUGUGACGAGGCGCCAUCUUGCCUGCCGGGCGCUUCUGCACACCCCGACGAGGAAGUCCAGUCAGGCUGCCUUACCUCCCAGCACUUUACACGCCUGCUCUGAGGUUUCCUGAACACACAGGAGGGGUCCCUCUUGUUCACCACAGACUGGGGAUUCGCCGUGUUUCUGCCGAACAUCGCGGAGAAGCCGAAGCCGUCCUUACUUCACUGCCCUCUUUUGAAUUUCCUCACUGGGAUUAAUGAUUCCAUUAGGAACUGUACCCCCUGCCGUCACGCUGGGAAAGCAAGCACUAGCUUGUAUGUGUCGCAGGAGAGGACCCUGGAAUACCGCCUCUCUCCGUCAGCCCGAGCCUUACAGGGCGGGGGCUGAAGAUCUCACGGUCCGCUCCCGAGACAGUGCUCUCCUGUACUGAUUGAUAAUGGCCAGUCUUCUUCUUCCUCCUGUGAUUCUAAGUGGCCCAAGAAAGCAAAGGCACUCCUGCAUUCCCCCAGCCGUGUCUCCAUCUGAAGAAUCAGUGAUGAAGAAACGCGCCUUGUAACUCAGCCGCAUACUGUGUCAGUGGGGAUGAAGUCGAAGCGGGGUCGUGAGUUGACCCUGUGGAUGACUGGUGCGGAAUGGUCCUGUUACCGUGCACGGUACCAUCACAAGUCGCGAGCUUGCCUUUCUCCCUCAGAGAAUAAGUCCCUAGCGCGUGCAGGACCCCGCUGCUGAAAGCACUGUUCCACCGGCCACAUUGUGUGGUCUGGAGAGCGCCUUGGGAUUGCUCAUUCCUAACUUGGGGACACUAGUCUCCGCUCUCUCUGAACAUUGGUCAGUUUCUUGAAACGUUUGUCAUCCUUUCGAAUGACGGGGAUUAAAGUCGAGUCGUCUCCUGUGUUCAGAACCGUACCUUGCUCUCCUCUUUCUCUGACUCCCAUGGGCCCUUUUCGCAAGUCAGAUUUUUAAAAUAAAUACAUGGUUCUUUCUAAAGGCCUGCUGUUUUGUGACUGUGGCAUUGACUAGGACAAUUAGAACAUUGCUCAGCCCUUUCCUCCCCUCAUUAAGUUCUGUGUAACCAUUCUAGUUAAAACAGCAUGAACUGAACCCAGUUGGCAUUAAUAUUCUAUGGGCGAUACUGUUGGGUUUUAGGAACUGUUUCUCUGCUGUUGCCUGUCAGGUAUUAACGUGGCAGCGUCCCGGAGGGUGUGCAGCACUGGGCCUGAGCUCAGAGCCGAAGAGCUCAUGCCCACGAGCUUGGUAAAUGUGCUAGCUGAGGUCCGGAGUCCAGAGCGGUUCGGGUGGCCGUGGGGUCGCACCACCAAACCAAUGCCCGUCACACAACGAGGGUAGCCCUUGCUUUUUGCUUGCUCCCCUGUGGAAACCUUUGUCCUUGCAACUUUAUCCUUCACCCCUGGUCGGGUUCCAAAUACACAAGAUGUACAAAUGUAAACUUGUUGAUUUUAUUAAAAUUCUUUUA
Molecule: messenger RNA, 5018 nt
Organism: Neomonachus schauinslandi (Hawaiian monk seal)
Lineage: Eukaryota; Metazoa; Chordata; Mammalia; Carnivora; Phocidae
Gene: TGFBRAP1
Product: transforming growth factor beta receptor associated protein 1
Exons: 11
Coding region: 16-2595 (859 amino acids)
Biological process (GO): endosomal vesicle fusion; intracellular protein transport; autophagy
Cellular component (GO): cytoplasm; membrane
Source: RefSeq, a predicted model, not a curated record